This is a messenger RNA of Dunckerocampus dactyliophorus (ringed pipefish), 21310 nucleotides long. RefSeq names its product TBC1 domain family, member 5 (gene tbc1d5). The coding region runs from base 331 to 2481 and encodes 716 amino acids. Gene Ontology annotation, biological process: activation of GTPase activity. Lineage: Eukaryota; Metazoa; Chordata; Actinopteri; Syngnathiformes; Syngnathidae. Gene Ontology annotation, molecular function: GTPase activator activity. The record is from RefSeq and is a predicted model, not a curated record. The transcript has 20 exons.
CAUCAGCGGUCGACUAAGGAGCAGCCGCUUUCGGAGUGUAUGCUGGAAGGUGACUGCCCAAUAGGUCAAGGAGUGCUACGGGGUUAAACCAAAGUGUUUACCAAUUAGAAAACUCAUUCACUGUUGUAUCUGGAGGCUCUCCCAGAGGACAAGAGUCAGUGGAUCAACAAAACCAAAGAGCUCCGGGCUCAGUAUGAGAAGAUUAAAGAAACUCACAUCACAAACCCUCGCAAGGCUGCGGGCCAGCAGGACUUGGUGGUCAACAACCCACUGUCCCAAGACGAGGGGAGCCUGUGGAACAAGUUCUUCCAGGAUAAAGAGCUGAAGGGGAUGAUCAAGCAAGACGUAUUGAGAACGUUUCCUGAGAUUCGUUACUUCCAGGAUGAGGACGUGCGGACCAAGCUGACGGACAUUCUCUUCUGUUACGCCAGAGAAAAUGAACAGUUGCUUUACAAGCAGGGGAUGCAUGAGUUGCUGGCUCCCAUCGUGUUCGUGCUGCACUGCGACCACCAAGCCUUCCUCCACGCCAGCGAGACAGCAAGCCCCAGUGAAGAGAUGAAGUGUCUGUUGGACCCACUGUACCUUGAGCAUGAUGCCUACGCGCUGUUCUCUCAGCUGAUGGAGACAGCAGAGCCGUGGUUCUCUUGCUAUGAAAGAGAAGUGAGAAGGGGUAAAGAAGAAAUGCUCAGCAGCAUCCCUUUUGCACGGCCUCAGGACUUGGGGCCAUCUGUUGCCAUAGUAACCAAAGUCAAUCGCAUCCAAGAUCAACUGGUGAAGAAGCACGACGUGGAGCUGCACAUGCACCUCAACCGGCUGGAAAUCGCCCCACAAAUCUACGGCAUCCGCUGGGUGCGUUUGCUGUUCGGACGCGAGUUUCCCCUUCAGGACCUGCUGGUGGUUUGGGACGCUCUGUUUGCUGACAGCAUCACUCUGGACCUGGUGGAUUACGUCUUUGUGGCCAUGCUGCUCUACAUCCGAGAUGCGCUGAUCGCGAGCAACUUCCAGACCUGCCUGGGCCUCCUGAUGCACUAUCCUCCAAUCGGGGACAUCAACUCUCUGCUGCAGAAAGCUCUGUUCCUCCGCGAUCCCAGAAAUCAUCCACGACCUGUCAACUACCAGUUCCAGCAGAACCUGGAUUACUACAAAACAAGGGGAGCCGACCUAAUGAAUAAGACACGUUCUAGCACAAAAGCCGCUCCCCUAAACAUGAACAAGGUGUCGAGCAGCCUGCUGAAUUUUGGCAGGAAACUCAUCUCUCCGGCCAUAUCAGGAGCAUCCAGCGCAGCGACGCCCAUCAACAGCGACGUGCACUCCUCGUCCUCCUUGUCCACUUCACCUACAAUGACCACCGCGCCCGCCUUGCCACACCCGCUCGCUGAGCCUCCUCCGUCAGACCAAGCACCGCCUCCCCAGAGCCACACCCACUCGCAGCACUACCGCAUGCUGAAAUCCGAGAGCAUGCCCGUCCAUCUCGGCAAAGAUGCACUUUCAGGUGGAGCCUUUCAGGUCUCUCUCCCAGCACAGACUCGCACUGACACGCAAGGCCAAAGCUCCAAGACGGUCAGCACCUCUCCCAGCAUUGACAGCCUCUCCACUGGGCAGGGUCAGUCCUGUGCCUCGCCGCCCCUGCCGCUCUCCAGAGGAGGAAGCGAUGUCAGCGCCUCGUCGCCGCCCCUCUCGGCCACCAAGAAAGAGCCAUUCUUCCACAUCACUCGCUCACGCUCUCACAGCAAGACCAUGUCUAGGAAGGAGACGGAGGAGGACUUGGAGGCCCAAGUGUCGUUCCUGCAGGGUCAGAUUAACGACUUGGAAGCUAUGAGCAAAUACUGUGCCAAGAUGAUGAACACUCACAUUUGUAAAAUCCAGGAGGUGAUCUUGCAACAAAACUUGGAAAAAGAGGAUGAGGUCCUUGUUUCAUUGGCAGGUCUCAAGCAGAUUAAGGACAUCCUGAAGGGGGCGCUGCACUUCAACCAGAGCCAGCUGGAGGCUGAAGAGAACGAGGAGAUCAACAUUGCGGACAACCACUACACCUCAGCUGCAGAACCGCCCCUUGGCACCAGCGGUCGACUCGACAACCACCAACCGCAAGGUGGCGGUAGUGGGGACUGCAGGAGGAGGCGAUGCCCUGAUGGUGACGGGAGCGAGAGCGCUGAAGAGAAGGAAGAGGAGGAGGCGCGAAUGAUGACUCCACAUGAGGUGGCGUCUACCAUCGGCUCGGAGGCUAAGAACUGGGACGACUACAUCCUUGUGUCCCAGGAUGGAGACCUGCAGGGCGCCGACGGAGGACGGGCCGCUUCGGAGCGCACCCCUCCCAUCAGGCGAGGCCGCGGCCUCGUGCGCAUGGAGCCAGAGGGAGCGCCGGGGAUCUUCAACGACCCCCUGAUGGCCGGCGCCAGCGCCUCGGGUUCAUCCAGCCCGGACGAGGGCUCCAUCAACAGCAAGGACUCAGACUUCACCAUCGUCAACCCGAGCGAUUUGUGAACAAGUGAGCCACCGACUCCUCUCCUCCUCUUCCUUUAUUCCAUCUACACACACGAGGCUGCCGUGAUAGAAAAAAAAGAGUGAGGGAGGUGGAUUUUUUUGGCGGGAAGCUGCUAUCCUUUAAGAGUUGCACAUAGAAAGGCAGUCUUUAACCACAUUAUGAUAUCUCCUCUACUGUUUAAGUCCAUGUAGAAUACUCAUCUAGAAACCACACCUGCCACUCGUGUUUAGUUGCAAUGAGAAUGUAAAUAGUGUGACUUUUAAGAUGCAAUUGAUACACAGAGAACUUUACUCUGGAUUAGUUUGAUUCCUAAUGUCUUCUGACUGCUAUACAUACAAGCUACAGUAUGUGGUUACUGUGUCUUAACGGAGGAUGUUUACUCCUCUGUUGGGGAAGAGAGACAAUGAUUUAACCAGUGCCUCGAAGCAUUCAUCUUAAUUAACUAAACCACACCCGACUGUGAUCUUAUUCCAUGUUUUUUAUGCUUGUUUUUUAACCCUUCACCAUCAGUUUCCAGUAGGAUUAUUAAAUUAUGGAAUGUCUUUUUUUUUUUUUUUAAUUGAUCAGUUUUUCAUUUGUUACAUGAAAGUUAACAUGGUGUCCUGUUGAAACCGAAGCAGUGCACACAAAUAAUGACGCCCGCACCCCUACCCCCCUCCCUAACUGCUCACUCAGCAUAAUUCACUGCAAACAAAUAAAAACUGGCUCCGCACUGAAGUCACUGUGUGUGCUUAGCAAGCAAUUUAGUUCAACAAUGCAAAAGUUGGCUGAAGUUUUGGAUUAGUUCCACGUUGGAUCUUUGCAAACGUACUUUUUCAUUCCCUCUGAAAAGGCUGCAGAAGCGUUAGGUUGAGUGUGAGUAAAUCUGUGAAUUAAAUACAAUACAGUAUUGAAUAAAGUCCCAUCUAGCUUAAAAAAUGUAAUUUAAAAAAAAUUAAAUCGCCUCAAAUUGAUUGAAAAAUUAAAAAAAAAAAAAUGGGUUUCAGUCCAUUGCUUUCAUUUGAACAAAUGCCUAUUCGGCAUUACAUGUAUCAUCCAGACAAGUGGCUCACGUACUACAUCGUGCUACAUCAAAUAGAUUUGUGUUAUAAAAUAUUACUCAUUUGCUGUAUCACUUAUAACACAAAGCUAAGAUGUGCAUGUUUUGUUCAGAUAGCAAAUUGGCCUACGUUGGAUUCGUUUUAGCGUCUUUUAAUGAAUAAACACCUCAAAUUGGCCCCCGUGCGUCCUUUUAAUUUUUCUGUAUGCGUGUAUCCCUUGGUGGAACAAGUCUGGACACCCCUGACCUACGUCAACUUAAUUGGUCGAAAUGAGCACAAAUUCAAAUCGCAACAUGAAUUCACGUAGGCAUCUCUUUUUAAAAACUACUUUUAUUUUCAUCUUCCCUUGCAAGGAAGGUGCUCGCCGAUGCACAAUUACUGCACACAUGGACCAAGAAUGUUGCAACUUGUGUAAAAUAUUCGUUUACAACAAAAACCAAGAGCGAUAUUAAAAUACUGUACAAUACUUUGCACGUGAAGGAAGCAGAACACACGCGAGGCAGAUGCGACGAAACACAGAAAUGAUUCAUCUCACAGAGAGAUUGGUUUAAGACAACAAUAUUUAGUGGGUUUUUAAUGGUGAUUGGAUAAGGAGAAUUGCACCACGGCUGACACGGAUGUGGAUCAUACAAGCAUGGUGAAAUGACAGAAAUACUGGGACAGCGGAACUCCGGGGCAUUUGUGCUCAUAACCUAAAACAAACACGUUGACAUCCUCUGAGGCUGAUGCAUGAAAUUGGUUCUUCCUUGGAAUGUGGUAGACCCAACAACAAGUGUGGUGAGAGUCGAUUUUUGCACACGGACAGACGAGACAGACACGUGAAACCUAUGAAGGCAUUUGGGUCGAGUCCGGUCUCAUUCUCCGCCAUCGGUCCUCACACACUCGUGGCACUGCUCGCUUUGUCGUGACUGCGAGCGUGCUCUCGUAGCUCCUAGACCCUCCCGAGUGAGGUUGCCGGUGAGAGCGGCGUCGUGUACCUGCUUCAUGUUCUCCUGGACUUCAGCCUUGGCGUGAGUGAGCAGAUCAGCUUGACCCUGCACAGGAAGACCCGAUUAAAAAAAAAAAAAAAGGUAAGAGAACAGCAAGAAGUGACUUCAGGCUACAUUGUAGGUUGUUACUUCAAAUGUGUGUUUCUGACCUUAAGGAUGGUGAUGUUCCAGCUGAAGCUUUCCACCGCUCGACCCACCUUGCGACCUUUCAGCCCCUCCUUUGCCGCCAGGCUCUGCAGCUUCUCAUGGAACAUCAUGGCUGCAAAAACAUUGCAGGUUAGGGGUGCAUACUGGUGAUGCCGUGUGUUCACAGGACACCUGAUAUAGCGAUACAUCCAACGGUAUGAAAUAUUACUGUGGCUCUACAGAACUACGCUGUUUCGAACAUUUUCGUUACCCCACACGUUCAACUAAAUUGUUCUGCUGUUCAGAAAUUUAAGGGCCGGGGGAGCGUUCUGUUGUGUUUAAACCAACAAAAAGUCCAUUUAAAGACAGGAGAACACUGCUCUUUUUAGGGACCAGGGGAAGGAAGCUAGUCAAAGCUCAUCUAUAUAACAGCACAAUGUUGUUUUUAACAACACUUCUGAAAGAGCCUGCGUAUGCUGUUUUUAAGAACCUACUUCCAAGAAAAUCAACUCAAAGAUCCUCUACACGACAGCAGCACUUUGUUGUUUUCAAAGACCUACUGUACUGCAAAAACACGAAUUCAAAGAUCCUUUAAGGCAGGAGUUCACUGCUGUUUUUAGGGAUCGGACAAAAAAUGCUGGUCAAAGAUCCUCUUUGUGACAGGAGCGAUCUGCUGGUUUUGAGAACCUACUGCAAAAAAAAAAAAAAUCUACUCAAAAAGAUCAACUGUAUGAGAUGAGUGCUAUUUAGUGACGUGAAAAGGUUUGUGGCAAAAAUAAUGAAAUGGAUCAUACAAAACGGUGGAACUUGUGUUUCAGCCGCUGUGCUUCCAAAAGUAUAACACCAAACACAUUUUGUUGCAUCCAAACUCUGACAAAAUGUUACACCUCAUGGUAGGCCUGUCACGAUAACAAAUUUUGCUGGUUGAUAAUUAUGCUACGAAUUAUCGUCGAUAAUCGAUAUUAUCGACAUUUUUUGAAACCAUUUUUUCAUUAUUGUCAUUAGAGGUGUAUGCACAUUUGAACCACUAGAUGGUACUCAAGCACAGUAUGCCUGUGUGAGCCACAUUAGCUCGCCACAGAAGUUGCCUGUACAUGUGUUGUUUCAAAUUGAUGCCAUAUAACUGUAUUGAAUGGUUGCAUUUCCUUUGCAAGGUAGCGAGCGACGCUGAGCGUGCACCUUUUUGCACUGUUUUGUUUAUAUUUGCCGACUAAACGCCUCAGUAAGCGUUGACUGUCGGGCGAAGGCUCCGCUGCCCGAGGCACCUCCAUCUGUUUUUUUUCCCCCCCAGUUGAUAAUAAGAAACCAUCGCUUCUGUGCUCCAUUCAUGUUCGCGUAUGCUGCCUGACGAAGCUAACUGCUAACCCUCUGUAUCCACUCACUAGUAGCCCCGCCUCUACAAAGAGGCUGAAUGAGGAGUGCUCACUCACUCUGUUCAUUCCACUAUAGAACCAAUGCGCACAGACAGAUGCAGAGUGAACCCUCUUGUCAUCCAGCCUGUGUGGUACAGAGAGACGAUCAGAUGAAACACGCAUACAUGCACAUGUCAGUUUAUCGAGGGCGUCAUAAUUAUCGACCUGUUUUUUUUUAUCGUUCUAUUCAUCCAUUUAUUGACGAUCGUGCCAUGCCUAGUAAACAGCGUAUUACACACACAAUGUUGCUAAAAGUCAAUCAAGGAGGUGUAUAUGCAAAUGAGCUGUCGUCUGCAUUGACACAUAAUAUCCUGACAACGAAAGUGACACAGAUUCAAAAUCAGAAAUAUUGUGAUUUCAGUGCAAUUUUUGCUUAAAAAUUGACUGAGUCCAUUUUAUUUUCAUUGGGGAUUUUCUGUCUUUUUGAAAGUCCUUGACAUUCCAGUUACAAUGUUACUCUUGAGAAACAAAAGUUGCUUUUGAUGCGGUGUGCUCGCAUUAUUAUGCCAUACAUUAAAAAAUGUAGUCUCAAAAUAAUGUUGACAAUAAUAUCGUUUAUUGCCAAUAAUUUCUGGGACAAUUAUGGUGCAGCUAAAGCAGGCCUACCUCAGACAAAACUAAGCGUUAUUAUUUUGUAUAAUUUGAAUGCCGAUCAUUUGAGCAGGUGUACCUAUUGAUAUGGCGGAGUGUGUCCAGUAUGUCAGCAGGUAUUGUAGAUGCCUCGCUUACCACACGUCUUAAAUGGUGCAUAUCCAAAGCAACAGGCUUGUCAAACAUGAGAAAAUGUGGGCUUGUAGGUAGCGGAGAAGGGAAGUGUGUCCGCUGGCUAGUUGUGUGUUUGUGUGCGUGCGCGCGUGUAGUGGGUUGUGUUGUGUAUCUGCCUUCCUCUGGCCGCCUUUGGCCACUGUCCCGCAGUUGCCAUGGAAACAGAAGUGGGUUAACACGGGCGCACAUUAAACCGUGAGCCAUCAAGAGCCCAGACGUAAAACAUGCCAAGGAGUGGACCAGACACACACACACACACACACACACACACACACACACACACACACACACACAGAGUGUAGAGUAAUGGCGUAUAAUUGAGCCGCUCUGUGCUGCACAUACACCUACAGAAGUUGACUGAAUUGUAACCUUUACAUCCCUGUUGCUAGGUAACUUCAGGCCUAUGGAGCAGCAUUGCAUGCAUGCAUGCAUGCAUGUAUGAUUGUUGUUGUGCUGCUGAAUGUUAUUUCCUAGCAAACUGUAGGGCACUAACCCCAAGGCUGCGACCCCACAAGUGCGUCAUUUUUACCUCACAUCUUGGUUAAGGUCAGAGGCUAAGGGUCGAGGGAGGGAUGAGAAUUUACAAAAACUGACCCAGCUUCCAGUCUGACAGGCUGGGGAGUCAAAAAUAUAUGGUUUUCUGUGGAGCCGAGCUCAACAGGAGGCUCUUAAAGGGCCGGUAAUUGAAGUGGGGGAAAAAACAAGUCUUUUAAUAGUAAUAAUAAUUCAUCAAAUGCAUAAAAGCGCUUUAAGGAGAAAUGUAUGAUUACAAUUAGGGAUUUUUGUGUAUACUGCACUUUUUACACAGAACUUGUAGUCCAAGUGACACUAUGAUCCAAACCAGUGUUGUUCAUUUAUACAUUAAAUUCAGUGGACUGUUUAAUUUAGAUUUUUUUAUGCAUUACAGGGACUAUUAUCAUUUAAGGCAAACCAGUCUAAAUUAAACUCAAUACAGUGUUCCAUCGCGGUUCACCUUUCGAGGAUUUGCAGAUUUUUUUUUGUGCUUUUUAAAAAAUUGAUCACACUGUAUGAACGCUGUUACAGGCCGAGCCUGGCUCUUAAAGAAGACUUACAUUGCGGGAAGUCGAGUGUCUGCACCGCCCAUUGUUUUCUGCGACCUGAUUGGCCGUGCCGUCCUGCCACGUCUCCUGUGUCAUCGCUAGCUUGCUUGCUUGCUAGCUUGUAAAUGAAUUUUCGGUUCGUCUGAUUAUGUUGAAAACAAAAACGCUACAGUCCAGCUGAACGUCGCCAGGACGAAAAGGCACGGUCAAAGGAGUGAAAUAUGCGCGAGUCACUCUAUUAGAAAAUAUGUGAUCUGUAUUGAAUGUCAUUAGAUGGUGCAGGCGUACCUAAUGUUAAGUGUGUUAUGUGCAACUGCUUAUUUACAGUGGCUUGAAAAAGUAUUCAUACCCCUUGAACUUUCCCACAUUUUGUUACGUUCCGACCAUAAAGAUAAAUUGAUUUUAUUAGCAUUUUAGAUGAAAGAUCAACACAAAGCUGCAGCUGUAAUUUCAGCGAGAGUUGGUUCCACCAAGUAUUGACACAGGGGGGCUGAAUACUUUUGCACGCCACAUUUUUCAGUUUUUUUAUUUUUAAACAAAUUUGAAAGUCAUGUACAAUUUUCCUUCUACUUGGCAAUUGUGUGUCGCUUUGUGUUGAUCUUUCAUCUAAAAUGCCAAUAAAAUAUAUUUAUGUUAGUGGUCGGAACGUGACAAAAUGUGGGAAAGUUCAAGGGGUAUGAAUACUUUUUCACGCCACUGUAUCACAAAUCUGAUUGGUCGUAACCUUCCCGAGUGUCUUGCCCCUCGCGUCAGGGAUCACUUGAUCACCAUCUUCACAGUAUGCAAACAGGAAGUGCUGUGUACUCUCUGACCUGAGGCUCUGCAGCAGAUAAGCCAACACGCUCUAUUUAUAAAAGUUGAAACGUCUCUGCGUGUUCUCUGCGGGCACUCGUCUUCCUCCCACUUUCCAAAAAUAUGCUAAUUAACUGGAGACUCUAAAUUGUGCUCAGCGAUUGGCUGGCGACCAAUCCAGGGUGUAGAAGACAGCUGGGAUAGGCUCCAGCAUACCCGCAACCCUAGUGAGGACAAUGGGUGUAGAAGAUGAAUGGCUUGAGUUGCUUGGGGGGGGGGUUUCUGCUACUGCUACGCUCGUCUCUAUUCAAACCAUUUCGACACAACAAAUGCACGUGAAACCCACAUGCACUGGGGCUGCAUAACAAAAAUAUCUUACAAGGGUUCUUUUUUUCCCGUCUUAAACACAUGAUUUACAAUUUAAUGGCCCUGUGAUGACAAGUUUAGCUGCUUGGAGUCACACGGAUGAUUUAACACGAAAAUACACUACAUGGACAAAUGUCUUGGGACAGCUCUUAAUCAAUGAAUCAACAAAGGCCUCGGCUUCUUUUCACUCACCCAUCAUCUGGAUGUGCAGAAUCUUCUCAUAAAUACCAUCUGAGAGCUCCAGCACGGAUCUGCUGGCCUGCACCAUCUGCACACAUGAUGUUAAAUUCAAUACACAUUUAUAGUCAAUAAUCAAAAGAGUGUGAAAGGGCAAUGCACAUUUCCAAUAAAGCCGUCGUAAAGCUUUGCAUGUGUAGCCGGUCAUUAAAAUAAUGAAGAAACUUCUUUAUAGCUACAGUGUAUACGCGUCUGCAGAUAAACGUAUGCACUUUGUAGAGGGCUCCUUGGAGGCCUCUUGUGAAGUAACGACCGCACACGCACACAUGGUGCACAGUAAUAACAUUAGUAGCCUCUGGCUGAUUAAUGCUAGGCCUCUGCUUGAAAAGCCUGCAGGGAUGUGACCUGCUGUUUAACAAACUAUUGCUUAAGUGUAAUAAGCCAGGUUUUCGCAACACACAUACAGUGUUUAAGAUAGAGGUUGUGAAAAUAUUUUUUAACCCAACUUUAUGCUAAUGAGAUUCAGCACCGAGGUGGUCCUUUCAACUCCGAUCUGGUUGGCUGGAAAUGGAUGUGGUUGCAGAUGCACACUUGACACGUACUAAAAAGGCAGUGACUAACAACUGUAAUUAAAUUGGGUCUAUACACCGUAGCCUUCAUUACAGCUUAAUAAGAUCAUUUUUCAUUCAUUUUUCUUCUCACAUGCAACACUAACAUGUGCACAGUACGUGUCGCAGCUUCCAUUGCCCGUAAAGCGGCAGUAAGGCCGAGGGGUACGAGUCUCAUCUGCGUGGAAACCCCUGUAUGUGGGUCAACCACAGUUGAAGCAGGCCCGGAGGGAAAAGGAGGAUAGGGCAGGAAAUGUUUAGGUUGGAGGGAUGAGAGUGGAAGAAUGAAGGCACGAGAAGGUGACUGUCAAAGCAAAAUGAGCAUUAAAAACAGCGGUCGUGUCAUUCGGCACACCUGCAUGAUCGAAAGCGUACCAGCAAAGUAUCAACUGCUGUGUUUUAAUGAUGAUAAAAACACUCUUUAAACAUUCCAAAACACGUUAAAAUGACUUUUCUAUGUGAAAUGACUACUAAAUUAAGUUGGUCAGAGACCCCAAGGCUAAAUUGCUCCCUUAAAACUUGCUACUCUGCAAAACUGAAAUCCAAGCAAGAUUAAAUGGCUAAAAUCUAAUUUUGCUUUAAAGUAAUAUACAAAAAUCAGAACUUAUUUAUAAAUAAUCUGCCAACAGGACAUGUAAACGCUUGAAACAAGCAAAAUUGAAUUUGGGUGAGUUAAAUUGUUCUUUUUCUUAUUUUAAGAAGUGUAUCAGAUUUUAGUACAUAUUUUAGUACAUAUUACUUAAGAAAAUUGGUAAAAAUAAAAAUAAAAAAAUAUGUAUAUUUUUUAAAAAGGGCCUGAUAAAUAAAUAAGGAAACAAAAAACCUUGUUGGUAUUGAUUUUUUUUUUUUUGUUUUUUUACCUUGAUUUCAGUUUUUCCAAUGCACAUACAGUACUGUUUAUCCAAGCUAAUAAAUAAAGUAAGAGACAUAUUAUUUAUUACAUAUCUCAGUAUGAUUCAUGAUAAUAUGUUUACUAUUGGUGUGUUAUAAGUCUGACUUAACUUUCUCAGCCAAUGAAAGUCCCGUCGUCAUUUGGGAACGCACUAGAUUCAGGCCAAGGCGACAUAACAAGUCAUUUUGUGUUAAAAGUAUGUGCUCUAAAGGAAGCUUUGUUCACACAGGGGGUGUUCAUUGUUGUGUGAAGCAGACAGGAAGAUGGGCGGUGGUGCUUUGGUGUUCUUUGUGGCUUUUGUUUAGCAUUUCCUUCCUUUUUAUGCACUUCGGAGAUAGUAGUAGAUGUAGAUGUAGGGGAGGAAACAAAGAGCAUAUUUACUGUCAGCUCCUUUCCUUCCUCACCAUUUCAUAUGUGGAGACAACACGGCGAAGGACAUCAGGCAGGGGUCCCUGCGGCUCCAGGGUAGGAUAGUGCUUCUCAAGGUCAAACAGUAGUAAUGGUAUCCCGUCAGGUCCUGUCACCCUGGAGCGUAGUGCUAGUAUACACUGCAUGAGGUUCGACACGGCCGACACCCCGCAUAGCUCCCUGAACACAGCCACCGAGUUCUUUUUGGAAAAAAGAAAAUGAAAUGACUCAGUGGACAAAACAAUCCAAUAAACCAGCCACAGGACUUUGGACUCCCUCACCUGCAUGUUUUCCCUCAAGUCCGUGGCGUCUCUCAGCAGAGGAGCAGCCAUCUUGAAAACAUCAUCUACAGACCGGAUUCUCAGGUCUCUUAGAGCCGUGUAGUCCCGCCCUUUCCGGGCUUUCCGCACAGACAGACCCCUUUUGUGAGGCUUCCCCCCUCCUCUACGAUUGGUUAGAGCCACGUGGACGAAGAGCUUGGCGUGGGGAAGAUCCUCCCCGGUUAGAGACUGAAGUGGGACAUGUCGGUACCCGGGUUGGAGACACUCCAGAGGGAUGGUGUACUGACCUGUGACAGGGAGGUUAUUUUUACAAAGUAUCUAACAGACAAGUCCGCUCAAUCUGACUUCACCAACCUAUGAACUCAUCUCCUAUAAAGUCAUCAUCCAGCACCACAAAGCGAACCAUGGCGAGCUCCGGCAGGUUGAUCUGGAACUCGAAACUCUCGUCAAAGACCGGAUUGUCCCAGCUUUGGGUGACGGUCCUUGUGCGGCGUUCCGUGCAGUCAGCAGGGAUGCCGUGGAUCUCCACAUACACAUAAGGGUCCACCACAUCCCCUUUGGUGCCAGAACCCCUCGGCUUGGGAAGGUUCUGUCCGCUGAUUACCUGAGAAGGGUCACCACAUGGGCUGUUUUCAGAAUAUAAUCAUGAUUAUUCCAUCACAAAGAAUUUGUAUUCUGUGUGUUGAGCUUGUGUUAGUCUCUCACACCUUCACAUGGAGAAGCUGCGGGGACACCCCGGGCACAGUGUCUCUGGUGUCUGCACAGAAAUACGAUACCUCCUGCCGCAUGAUGGCAGGCCGCAGAACGUAACCGCAGUUUCCAUUCUGCCGGAACCAGGCUGUGUUCAGGUCCAUCAUCAGUCCAGCAGACUGGAAAUUCAUAGACACAAUCUGGCAGCCACAUUUCCACAGGUCCUGAGGGUUCAUGUUGCUGGAGUCGAUGCGCAUGGGGCUGGGGUAUACUCGUGACAGGAAGCGUUUGUUGUGGUCGACAAAGUUGCCGGGGCUCUCGCCAGCGAGACCCUCGGCCCGUUUCUCAUGAAAGGAGCACAGUUCCCAGGGUCUUUGGCUUCUGGUUGAUGUUGGGAAGUCGACAAAGUGGACCGACUGGCACAGAGUCACAAGGUCUGACAGCUCCUUCAACAGUUGGAUGCGUUUGUGAGGAAGAUGAGGAGGACUGCACUGAGUGGCAACUGUUGGAGUGACGCCUCUCUUUGGUGUGUCUUUGUCACUGCCUCCAGGUGCUGCCCCUCCAUUACUAGCUGCCUUCAUCCUUUCACACAUCUCAGCUCCUUCAUCCUCCUCGCUGACUUCCCCGUCCUCUGUCUCCCAACCCGGCUUUAACUUCUUCCCCUUCAAGACAAUCCGAUGCCUUAAGGUUUGUGGUGAGGGCAGGUAUGACUCCCUCUGGUCUGGAGGGUGUGUAAAGAGCCUCUCGCCGAGUGUCCUCACGAGAUGCUGCAUCAUCACCUUCUGCUGGCGAAGUGAACAGUGGUUCUCCAUGCACACAAUCAACGGAUAAUCAGACGCAACAAAUGCAAAGCGUCCGAUUACUUCCAACACGUUGCGAAGGGAAAGAGGAGGGCAAAGGGUGUGUCCGGUACACACCACAGGCUCCUCAUCGGGGCCAUCCCAAACAUCCACUUCCACACACCGACAGCCCAUCUUGAGCGCUCGGAUGUAGCCGGAAACAUCCGAGGGCCCUUUAUAUUGGUCCUCAAUGAGGUAGGUGUUGUGAGAGGAGUUGAUGAAGUAGUGAGACAAAGGUUGGGACAUGUCCUGGCACACACUGUCGUGUUCCCUGUCAAAGAGGUGGCACUCCGCCGACGUCAGGUAGCUGUUGAAGCCGUCCAUCGACAGGUAGCCCUGCAGCCGUCCCUCGUCUGAUGGCUCGUGGGACUGGAUGAGCCUCAGGCUGUCUUCUUCUGUCACCUGGAUGUGAGAGCAAGUAGACGUAAAGCUGACGGCAACAUGAGGACUGAGUUUGAGUGUGUGGAUUAACACCGACCUGAGCCACACCUUGCUCAGCCUCGAGAAACCGUGUCAAGUCUUUGGUGUCCAGAAAUUCCUUGUUGCUGGAGAACUGCACCAAGAGAAAGUAAAUCUCCGGACGUGUGCAGAAGUCAUGGAAGACCUCGAUAAACUCCUGUUUGGUGACCCUCUCACUUUCCCUCAAUGGAGCUUUGACCUGACUUUGGUCUUUUACUCCUGAUUCAUUAUUGAGCGCAGGACAAGCCGUCCUUUCAGCCCGACCUCUCUGAAGCUCUUUAAACCUGUGCUCCACUUUGCUGCAGCUCACCCCCGGAUUCACCGUCUGAAUGAGUUUUAUGGCGGAUUGCAAGCAAAUCCCCUGCUCGAUGUCCCCGUGACUGUCCAAAUCACCAGCAGCGGAGCAGAAAAGCUUCUCCAACCAACCAAGGCGAAGGCUGUGCUGUCUGCUGGCGAGCAUGUCCAGGGCGUGUUUGCCAUACUGCAUCAGAUACCUGGAGACGGAGACACAAAGGCAGUGAAGGAAUAACCCCCACGCAUCACAAGGAUCAGAUUUCAUCUCGUUUCUGUCUAUCAAUGGACACAUGCGUGGUAACCCGCUGGGAGUGUUCUACUAGUCAAAGAGUUUUUAUUAGUUAAUACCUGAGGCCCGUCACCCAAAUAUUAGCCACGUCCGUUGAGUGGGCCACGAGGUCCAAGCUCUCAUACAGCUCUCCAUAGAUAAUGGAGAAUGCGCAGUCCUCCGAAAUCUGCUCAUAAACGCCACUGGUGCGGAAGGUUUCUGUGUUACGACCCGUCCGUACCUACAAUGUGAAGCCACAACAAGAGAUAACGAUGAAAACAAAUCAACCAUGGCCCUUUUGUGCGGUUCAGUGUUGUAAACAUUUCCAAUGAGUUGGUCUAAAAGAAUCAAUGAAGUCAUUGGGGAAGGCAGUAACCAGUGAGACUUGAUUUAUCCUUUUGCCUGAACGCUGACCUCUCUGAUGGAGGACAGCGCAAGCCUGGCUUUGUCCGACUCCUUCUUGGAGGGCUCCCAGCACAGAGCCUGGAGUCCUGCGUCCAGGAGGUAGUAACGCUGGUACACGCGAGAGUUGGGCCGCACUUUCUUCAACUCGCUGCCUUCCACCUGGACACACGUGAGCGUAACACCCUUAGAGUCCAUCCGCUGCACAUGGCUUUUUCAUGCGCUGGAUGUAAAGCUUGGCGUGUAUGUAAUAUAAAGGGUCACGUAGCAGCUGACCCACCAUCGAGUGGAUACAGUCGGCCGCACCGCUGAUCUUCUUCUCUGAUAGGCUGCUGCUGAAGGACACGGUCUUCUUCCUAUCUCGACCCACCCGUGAGCCAUCCUGAUGACGAGGGAGAGAGCACGGAAUGAGAGCAUGAUGGAGGUAAAGAGCGAAGAGGGUGCCUUUAAUGCCAUGGAAAUAGGUUCUCUACAGAUUGACAGAAAGACAAUGAUCCCUCUGAGUGUAUUCUUUGCAUACACGCCACAACACACGUUUCCAGUAGAUGUGAAAGGAUUAAAACGAUCUUAUAUAACCACACAUAAAACAGAUUAUUUAGCCUACACAGAGCCUCCUCCUACCAAUCUGCUAUUGUUUUUUAUACCAUGUUCAAGCCUUAGCUCGCCCUUGCUCUUCACCAUUACACCAUUAAUCAUACCUGACUAGGCAGAGGCAGCACGCUGCCGCAUUCUAAUUCUGCCCCUUCAACAUGACACUAUCGCUGAAUCUGAGCUCAGUCCAUCCGUGUGGCACACUGAACACCCCGGGAAAGCGCCUUACACAGGCGAUAAAAGCAUAUAGUUGGACAACUUUAUUCAAUUUUCUAUUAGUACGCCGAUUAAACUCAAUCAAAGAUUCAGAUUGAAGGUAAAAGAUCAUUCAAUUGAAAGAAAAGGCAAACAUCCACAAAAAACACAACAAACUACCUCACUUGGACCCCAACGGUGCUUUAAUGACUACUGUAUGCGUUCAGAGCAAGGAACCGUAUUUAGUCAUUGCAAUCAAGUUGAACGCUCCCCUGGAAAACCUUGUGCAAAAAAGUAACAAUAAUGCUAAUUUCUAUAGAACAUAUCAAUAUUUGUACAUGAAAUUUAUGGAAGACAGACAAAUAUUUCAUGUUCAAUUAAAAAAAACAGACAAAAAAAUAAUCUUACAUAUCUUAUCAAACAAUAAUAUGGUUAUUAAAACUUCAGGCCCGCUUCCUUGGCCUUUUGAAUGACAAAAUGUCCUCCACAUUUUUGACUGGUACAGGUAAAAGAAAAUUCAAAUCGAAAUAAUAUCUAAAAUAUAAACUGUAUUAUACUUAUAGUACAUAUAAUACAGUGAUCAGACAUUACAUAUUUUGUUACUAAAGUCUAAAAGUCUAGUACUGUGCAAUUUACAAUAAUGACUACAAUGUACCACAAAUAAUUGAUUGAUUUACUUUUUAAAUAAGUACCCUAUAAGGCAGGGGUGUCCAAAGUGUGACCCCCACAUUACAGGAAAAAAAUGGAACCAAAAAAAAGCAAAAAUUGGAAAAAUAAAGCAAAAAGGCACAAUGUAAAGUGGCUUUUUAAAAAAAAAAAAAAAAAAAAAAAAAACCUUUUAUAAUAAAGUCAAAGUGGCCACACACAUUCUUUGAUUUUUCAGUAUGCGGCCCGCUGUUGAAAAAGUUUGGACACCCUUUACAAGUGGAUAAGGAAAUAUAAAUCACACAUUAAUGCUAAAUGAAAUAAAAUAAUACUUCAAUAAAAAAAAUGAUUAAAUAUUAUGUAGGACAUUGUAAAAAAAAAAAAAUGGAACGAGAGUACUCAAAGUGCAUUAAAAUCACGUUAUUUCAUUUGCGCUGGAUGGUUGCAAUGUUAAAUACAGUAUGACCGGGACUACAGUAGAGCCCCGCUUUUUGCGGAGAGUUAUUCGGAAAAUAAGACAUAAAAAUGUCUUAUUUUUGACAAAUGGCUCGCUCCCUCUACCCCUCUAAACCCUCUUAAUAAACACAUAUUGAAGUAUAAAAUGUACAGGUACUCACCACUAAUGAAUGAUUAAAAAUUGUGGGCUUUUUGAUUCAUAUAUGUUGUACAUAUAUGCUAUUAUCGUGUAUUUAUAAACUUACCAAUAUAGCAGGAAUGAGAUAAAAUGCCUAUUUUUGUAUAUAUGUUGUUGUUUUUUCCCAUUUGUGCGGCUUUGAAUGCUGAAUCACAAUUGUGCGGGGAUCCACUGUAUUGUGUACUGUACUGUAUUGUAUGAAAUCCUCCUAAAUCUUUAAACCAGGCCUGUUGCUUUUCAUUAACAUUUGUGGAAUUCACCCAAAAUGGUACUGUAUCUGCUUGCCUACGUAUUUUAUGUAGAGUACGUUGCCUCAGUGAGCCAUGCAGCUGAUUAUGAAAUGAAUUAAGUUAUUCACACGCCAUGGAUGACAAACACAUCCUCUGUAACGUGUAGCAUAAGUUUUGCGUAGAAGAGGAGCAGCGCAUGAACGAGCACGUGAAAGAAGGGCGACAUCAUUUACAGAGAAUGAAAGGUUUUCCUUCAGAGGGAGAGCGAAGGCGUCUUAAGCAUCACAAAUCCUCAAGGAAUCGCCUCAUUAAGAACACAGACGCGCUCCCAAUGGUGACAGCUCCCUUAUAUCUGUGGUGUGAUGAUUGAGGGAGCGCGGGGGCCAUCUAAAAAUACCCUUGGUGCCUUGGGCCAUGAUACUUGGACCAAGAGCACGCAUACUUCAGAGAUAAACAAUCCGUCUUUAGUUUGAUGCUGACUGCUUCCACUUCUUAAAAGGCUUGGAAAAAAAACCAUUUUAGAAAAAGCUAACAAAACGCAACUUUUAUUGAGAUGAUUUGUGUCCUCUCAUAAAAGCUUGCAUGCCUCGCAAUGUACCUCUUUUGCUCCUUCGAUGAGGAUGAACACACUGAAUUUGAAAUGCUUAAAAAGCUAUAUCACGGUGUCAAGAAUGGCCGCGCCUGUUUGUGUAAUGUACACUUUUCUAUAUGCGGAGAGAUAGAUGGUGACGUUCAUCAAUAUAUCUUUCCCUGUGUGUGUGUGUGGACAUUAGUCGUAAUGGAAGCAGCAGUCCUGCAUGGUCACACGUCCCCCUCUUUUCAGACUUCACAUAAAUAACACGCAUAGAAACACUCCUGAUUAACAGGCAGCCCCUAAGACAGAGCUCCCAUUGAAGUCAUCCGGGCCUUUUCUUUCUAUUAAACACAUGCUUUGGUGUGCACCUUCUCUCCUCCCCUCGCCUUUCAUCCGUUAAAUCCAAUUAUUGCACAUGUACAGGCUAUUAUGCACAUUCACCUCUGUUAGACUACCAUUUAGAAUUAAUUAUGCUCACAGAGUCAAAGGAGACCAAUUAACCCACAAGUAGAUACGGACUAAAAUGGAAAUGUAGGAUUAAAAGAAAGCUACACACUGCACAUGCAUGACGCUCAUUAUGUAGCAGGGCCGCGGCCCGAUUCUGUGCCUACCGCAAGACAACGACGACAACGAAGACGACAAAGGUUCCAAAAAAAAAUGCAAUUUGUACUGUAAACCAGGACGUGGCGCAUGAAUAAGAGACUUCCUGUGAGUUGUGAGUAGACGAUGCGGCAAGAAAGCGAGAACGAAAAGGCAAAGUUGAUAGAAAAUUGUUUGAAUGCCUCGAAAACUCUUGAGCAAGCCUCCCACACCUGUGUUCGCGUCACGACGACUCCCACCAAAUCAAAUGGUAAGUCAUUUUAUUUUAGUUGCGUUCUGUCUUAUUAUACGCGACCUUAUUUUUACACUUGGAUGCAUGAAGCCAGCUGCCUUACGCCAGCCUCCCUCACCCCUGUAUUCACUUCACUACUACCAGUAGUAGUACUACUACAUCAACAGGUAAGUCAUUUCAUUUUAGUUUCAUUUUGUCUUAUUAUACGUUGGUUAACGCCUUUAUAUGCUUGUUUGAACCGCAGGCUGCAUGGCGCCACCUGCCUUCAGCAAGCCUCCCUCCCUGCCAUGCUGCUACGACUGCACCAAAGGAAUGGAGCGGUGGAAGGGCACAGCGUGGAAGAGGGAUGGGAAUGACUGAGUGGAAGAAAGGAUUAAAUGUGGUGAUCAGUCACACCAGGUAAGAGAACAGAACCAACUGACAAAAAAAUAGACAUGCUGGAGGGGACGGGGGUAAUGAAAAAAGAAUUAAAAAAACAAAACAAAACAUGUCUGAUUAAUGACGCUGAUAAUGAUGACACUUGUAAUUAUUGUUUUGUGAGCGCCCACAUGACCUUGAGUGCUCAUUAGCCAGCUGACAGGCAUCACUGGAUGACAUACUAUUGUGUUGUAUUACUAAUUCCACCGUGUAACGAAAGCCUGUUGGAGUUAUUGGCUAAUUACAACUAGACUAUAUGUUGUGCGUCUGACAGAUAAUGGCUGAUUAAUGGCAUAUACAUACACAUGUAUGUAUAUAUUGCAGUUUAACAUUGCUAAUGGCUAUGGGCGAUAUAUGGAAUAUGCAAAAGAGACCCAUUAUGCAAUGGGUGAAAUGUUUUCAGAGAAAUGCACAUACUGUAGGUUGUUUGAGAGCAUGCAUGAGGAUGUCAGUGACCAGCGGCACUUGCCUGUCUGGGGAUGAACAACCAUUUUCCAUUUUGGGCUGCUUCUCAUCAUGUAACAUUAUGCUGUGGAUAACAUUUCAUUUGUACUCAAAGAGGCUUCUGUUGAGAUUGCAUCCCAGUUGAUCAUGACAGAAGAAGAAGGGUUACUGCUAUUAUUUAUUAGGAGUAGAAUACGAAUAUUUGGUACACUAAAAUCAGUGGUCCCCAUCAGUGGGCCGUGGGUCAUUUGGUACCAGGCCGCACGGAAAGAAAAAAUAAUUUCCAUUAUUUAAUUUUUUUUAUGUUUUAUUUUGAAAACUGGCCGGAUUCUCUCUGUUACAUCCGUCUCACUUGACGCAUGUCCAAUUGUGCGUGUGCUAACUUUAUCUCAUGCCGCACAGAUAGACUACUACUGUAUUUUUACCAUUUUUCUUUCACAUCAAAUUUGGUCUCAAAUGCUGAUACUAUGUGGGAAUGCAUAAAGGUAAGUUUUGAUGACUUACUGAGUGCUAAUGUGCACAUUUGCCUCAAGUUAAUUCAUGCUAGCGCACUGCCUUUUUGUAAUAAUCUCUCUGGAAAAAGGUGGCUGGAACUGGUGGAUGGUGGGUCGGCAUUCAUUUUGUGCUUUUAAUUUGAUGUUAUUCAUGUCUCAGUUUUACACAAUACAUAAUAAAUAAGUUAAAUUAGAUCGCUAUAAUGUACGAACCCCCCCACCCGGUCCGUGGGAGAUUUGUGGGAACACAAGCCGGUCCGUGGGUCAAAAAAGGUUGGGGACCACUGCUCUAAGUAACACUUAAAUGCGUUGAAGUUAUGAGGAAAUAUGAAAAGUUAAGCGCUUAAGCGACUAUGGCCUGACUAGACGUUGGUCCAGCAGCAGGUGCAUCACUAUACCUGCACAACCAACCCCCCAAAACACAUAUUUAAUCAAACUAAUGUGACGAUGGUUAAAACAUAAAGCUGUCUCAAGUAAUCUGAAAUGAAUAUUGUACAUUUCUUCAAAAAGAACAGAUCGCACAAAUAAUUGUGUAUGUUUAAUCACAUUUACAAAUUAAACUGCAUAAAAAUGGUCGUGCGCUUUCUUGGCGGCGGUGUCGGCGUUGCGUCAGAUGCUCAGUCAUGUUAGACGCGGGUGCCUUUCAGCUUCUUUCCGUGAGUCCGUCCCCUGUACUUGCGAAACACUUUGUUUAAAAGGCAGGCUUCGCUACACAUCUUAAAAUAAACUAUAUCGGUCAACUACAGACGUGGGAGCCGUGUGAUGUUUUCUUCAGCGAAGGUCGCAGUGCUGCAAAUGGGGGGCGGGGGGGGAAACGACAAAUCCCUGUGUGAGAUUUGAUGAGCCUUUGCAGCACUCUCGGACAAUUGAGCAAUCCAUCUGCCGAUUGAAAGAUAAUCAGUCGUUACAGCCUGACUCAGGUUGAACCUCAUUAGAGUCAAGUGUGCCACGAGCGCGCAGCGUCUCGCUGCGUCGGUGCUGCACACAGAGGUCAGGAAGUACUUGCGGUCUUUUCAAUAGAAAAUGUGGUUUUCACGCUCACACAGUAGCUGAUGAUAAACCCUGGCCUUUUUACAGCUCUUGUACGCCACACAAAACAAAACUACACUGAUGUAUUGUGUAUUUGCUGAAGGUUAUUAAGACCACAAAAGCCAAAGGGAAGACAAAAGACGUCAUUUACUUGAAGUACAAGUGCAAAAGCUGUGCGACUUUCACCGACAGACUGCGAGUUGAGUUAGAAUUUAGUGAACAAGGCCGAAUAAUCCUGAACAUGACCACCUAUUUCUUUGACAGCUCCUCACAUAUCAGGAGAUUUUGGUCCACUGCGGCGCUAAUCAGCAGCUGCUAUGUGUGGUAGAUUAUUCCACCAUUCCGCUUCCGCCCAAUGCCCUGUAAAUUCAAUAAGAAAUGCUUUAAUGGGUUCUUCUUGGGCCUACAUUAUUUACGUAAGAGUUUUUGCGUAACCCUGCUCACAAGCCGUGAUUAAAAAUCCAAAAUAUUAGAAACACCUGUCAGUAUGAUGCAGUGCAGCACUACACCACUAUAAGCUAUAACCAUAAAUUAAACACUGUUCAAUUAUUCAUUUGCAUUCAUUCAUUUUCUGUGCCGCUUGUCCUCACUAGGGUCGUAGGGGCAUGCUGGAGCUGAUCCUAGCUGACUUUGGACAAGAGGCGGGUUUCACCCUGGACUGGUCGCCAGCCAAUCACGGGGGACAUAUAGACAAACAACCAUUCACCCUCACAUUCAUACCUAUGCACAAUUUAGAGUCUCCAAUUAACCUAACCUCUAUAUUUUGAAUACAGCUAUUGUACAGUAUAUGCCAUAUAUACAGAAAUGUUGCCUGAAUUGUUCCCACAAAGUUAGAACCAUAAAUUGUUUUAGUAGAAUAAAGAAUAAAGAAGAU